Messenger RNA from Alligator sinensis (Chinese alligator), 9020 nucleotides. RefSeq names its product THADA, armadillo repeat containing (gene THADA). Gene Ontology annotation, cellular component: cytosol. NCBI's taxonomy places the organism in Eukaryota, Metazoa, Chordata, Crocodylia, Alligatoridae. Bases 159 to 5954 code for a protein of 1931 amino acids. Gene Ontology annotation, biological process: tRNA methylation. The record is from RefSeq and is a predicted model, not a curated record. The transcript has 39 exons.
GCCGCGGGGACACGUGGCCGCGGCGGGAAGCGGCUGGAGCGCGGUCAAAAGUUGGAGAGCUUGCCUGACAUUGAAGGGAGGACCUUCACUCAGCAGCAGAGAACUCGAUUGAGAAAAAGUCUGUGGUGAGCAGAAGCCUUGUCAGAUAAUUCACCAAAAUGGUUUUAAAGAAGAAAAAAGAAAUCCAGGUGGAUGCACUUGUUCUUGAUCACAAGGAAGUUGAAAGACUUCAGUCAUUCGUAGAUGCUGAAAAGCAAAAUCUGGCUUCUCUACUGUUGCACUGUGUACAGUUGCCUGAUGGCAUCCAGCAAAUCCAGUGUAUUAAGCAGAUUGUGCCUUUACUGAAGAAGAUGGAUGUAAACUCUUCAUGUAAUCCCAUGGUUAAAAGCUGUUUGGAUAUUUUAGGAAUCAUUUAUUUUUCACUGAGCACAAAAAAUCCUUUGAAAAAGGUGUUGGCCAGUUCACUAAAUGGCCUUCCGGAACCAUUUAUGACAGAAGCUGUGCAGAGUUUCAUUUGCUGCCUUAAAAAAGAACUAGAAACUACAGACAUAUACUCAUACAGAAAAGUUUUGGACAGUCUUGCUUCCUGUAUGGAGAACUUCAGUCUAGGUAAAGCAGGUGUUAACAGCUUAUUCAAAGAAGUUCUUCAGUUUCUGCAGAAGUCUUUAAUUGAAAUUCAGGAAGGAAACAGAAAGCUUAGUGGAAAUCGUGUUGCUCAGACUCAAUUGAUGCAUGAUUUAUUGAUGGCCAUUAAAGUUUCUAUGAUAGUAGUCCAGAAAGUGCAAGAAAAUAUUCAGGAGAAUCUUUGGAAGAAACCUGGGUCUUUUGUUUGUCAAAGUAUGUGCAGUUUACUGAAGUGUUUCACAAACUGCUUAAUGGAUGAAGAAGUAUUGCAGACUGUUCAGACUACCUCUGGACUGGCUGUCAUUCUCUUUAUGAAGAUUCUGUUUGAACCAGUUGAAAAGCUACCUUCUUUGGUCAGUGAUUUGCUCCUUCACUCGGUGAAAUGUGUGGAUGUACCAGAGUGGUUUAUGGACAGCUGUGGAAUUCUGUGUACUGCAGAGGUUUCAGAUUCAACUCUCCUCUUCCUUUGUCAUGGAGCCUUGGCCAUGCUUGAGUGGAAGAAUAACAGCAUGGGUCAAAAUGGAGAGAAAUUGCUCUUGGAUAUUGUGUUGGUUUUGUUAUCUCUGAAUUCACGGUUAAAAGAAUCCAGUAUGGCUAUGUCCUUGUCAAGAAUUUUAGCAAUUUGGACUAGUUCAGCAUUGGAUGUCCUUGAUUCAAGCUCCCAGAGUCUAAAAUGCGCUCUUACUGGAAACUCAGACACGACUGGGAAACUGCUAGAGUAUGUGUACGCACAUUGGGAGCAUCCUUUAGAUGCUGUUAGACACCAGAGUAAACUGAUCUUCAGGAAUCUCCUCCAGAUUCACCAAGCCACUCUUAAAGGAUCUGUUGUGAAAUCAGACCCAUUCUUGUCAAUGUUGACAGAGAACUUACUAAACCUCGAAUGGCAUGUGAAAGGGAAAUAUGCUUCCCUUAGCUGCCUUGUGGAGUGUGUGGGCAUUGAAAAUAUCUUGACAGUGGACAGAACAAUUCCAGUGCAGAUUUUGGAUGUCAUGGGCGAUCAGUCUCUUGCACCUUAUGCAAGUGAUCUUUUGGAAACCAUGUUUUCACAUCAUAAGAAUCAUCUGACAGCUGUAUUUCAGGAAAGCACCUGGAUUGACCAGUGGCAUGAAACAUGGGUCUCCCCUCUUCUUCUAAUAUUGUGUGAAGGGAAUCCUGACCAAACUACUUACGUCAUUGAUUAUUAUUUACCAAAGUUGCUGAAAUGUAAUCCAGGCAGUCUGAACUACAUGAUUAAAAUUCUUCAGGCUUCUAGUGAUGCUAAUGUUGGGUCUUGGAAUACCAGAGGAGCUCUUGGAGCCUUGAUGGCAUGUCUAAGAACAGCUCGGGCUUAUGGACACCUACAAUUUGCAGAUGUCAUGAAGGAUGGUCUUGUGUCUGUUGGAUGUAUCAAACAAGGUUUAGUUCAUCAACAUGUUCAGGUUCGCAUAGAUGCUUUAGGUUUGCUUUGUGAAACCCAUCGCAGCACAGAAAUCGUGUCCAUGGAAGAGAUGCAGCUAGUACAUUUUUUUAUUAUGUAUAAUUUGAACAGUCAGUCUCCUGCAGUGAGGCAGCAGAUUUGUUCUCUACUGAAAAAGUUGUUUUGUAGGAUACAAGAAAGUUCCCAGCUGCUUUAUAAACUGGAGCAAAAUAAAACCAAGCAAGAGUCAGUUAAAGAACUGGCAAAAUUGGAUCCUUUUGGCACUUUACAGCAAUAUAAAGAUUUCGUAUCAUCUGUAUGUGACAGACUUUUUGAAGCCCUGUUUCCUGGAUCAUCUCAUCCAACCAGAUUUUCUGCAUUAACUAUUUUGGGAUCGAUAGCUGAAAUAUUUUCUGUUCCAAAUGGUCAGGCACAAGCAGUCUUUCAGCUGGCUGAAGAGAUUGGUCGUACCCAUGUUCAAACACUAAUCAAGUGUUUUGCCAGCACUUUUGAGGAAGUAAAAAUUUUAGCAUUUGAACUUCUGAGGAAACUACACAAAGCUACAGUAAAUUUACAGGAUUCCGGAGACAUACAUCACUUAUUUCAAGCAUCAAUGGAUCUUAGCACAAGUACCAAGCCAUAUGACUCUGUAACUGCUUCGUAUUUGCUGAACUUUUUAAUACACCGUAAAGAACUGCUUAAUAGCUGCCUGAAAGAUCAGCCUGUUGUCCAUAAUUUUUUGAAAAAAGAAUAUAUCUCAGCAGGCACUGUGGAAACUAACACGUUAGCUGUUAUCAAACUUCUGUUAGCAAAACUUGAGGGAGAAAUAUUCCAAGCUGAAAAGUCCCUGCUUCAAGCAGCAGCUUCUUUCCCAUUAUAUGGGAGAGUACAUUGUAUAACUGGAGCUUUGCAGCAGCUACCUUUAACUAACUUGACAUUGAUGACAGAGUGGAAGCAGAUGGUGACAGAUCUUAUUUUGAUGUCCUACAAACUCUCUACUGUGGUAGCUCCUGUUGUGCAGAGUUCAUCACCCGAGGGUCUUAUUCCAAUGGACACAGAUUCAGAAAUUGCGGAUCGUUUGCAGAUGAUUCUGCAUGAGAUACAACCCCGUGAUACAAAUUAUUAUUUUACUCGAGCAAAAAUUCUGAAAGAAAGUUGCGGAACAGACUUGGAAAAACUUGUGGAUGACAAGCCAGUUGAUGUUUCUGAAGAUAUGAGAGGUAAAGAGCAAACAUGUGAUGUAACAGCUCAGAUGGUAUUGGUAUGUUGCUGGAGAAGCAUGAAGGAGGUGUCAUUACUUUUAGGGAUGCUGUGUAAACUUUUGCCUUUAAAGACUACAUCAGAAUCAUCAGAUGGAUUGAUAACAGAAGAACAGAUUAAAGAUAUAGGAAAUUACUUUAAACAUCAUCUCUUGCAGUCCAGGCACAGAGGGGCAUUUGAAUUGGCUUACACUGGCUUUGUGAAGCUCACUGAAACGCUCUCCAGAUGUAACAAUGAGAGUCUACAGAGGUUGCCAGAGCAAUGGUUGUGCAGUGUUUUGGAAGAAAUAAAAUCUUGUGAUCCUUCAUCUAAGCUAUGUGCCACUAGGCGCAGUGCUGGAAUUCCAUUUUACGUACAGGCGUUGUUGGCUUCAGAACCAAAAAAGAGUACGACAAACUUGCUGAAAAUUACAAUGAAAGAGUUGAUAUCUUUGGCUAUUCCCUUGAAUGAUUCGACAAGUACAAUCCCACAGGUUCAUGCUUUAAAUAUCCUGAGGGCGUUGUUUAGGGAUACCCGCUUAGGUGAAAACGUCAUACCUUAUGUAGCAGAUGGAAUACAAGCAGCAAUUCUUGGUUUUACAUCUCCUGUCUGGGCAGUAAGAAAUUCCUCUACACUUCUUUUUAGUGCCCUGAUUACAAGAAUUUUUGGAGUCAAAAGAGGGAAGGAUGAAAAUUCCAAAAAAAACAGAAUGACAGGCAGAGAAUUUUUCUCUCGUUUUCCAACUCUUUAUCCUUUCCUUCUCAAGCAACUGGAAAUUGUAGCUGUCUCUGGGGACAGUGAAAGUGGCGAAUGUAAGCUCCAUCCAAGUUUAUUCCUUUUGCUUUUGAUCCUGGGUAAGCUGUAUCCAUCUCCAAUGGAUGGCACUUAUUCAGCGCUCAGUAUGGCACCUUUUGUUCCUUUCAUUAUGAGAUGUGGCCACUCACCUGUGUACCGUUCACGUGAAAUGGCAGGCCGGGCUCUUGUUCCAUUUGUUAUGGUAAACCAAAUACCAUCCACUGUACAAUCCUUGCUGGCUGGGCUUCCAGACUAUACUAGUCCAUGUAUACGACAGAACCCUAUUCACGGGACGCUUCUACAAAUCUUUUACUUGCUGCAGUCCUACUUGGAAUCUAAACACAGGGUUAAUUCAGACGUUCAGCGGGAGUUAGAUGACAUCAUUACUUGUAUAGAAGCCAAAGUAUGGCUGGCCAAAAGGCAAAAUCCUUGUUUUGUGACCCGAGCUGCAUAUCUUGAUAUCUUGGUCAUGAUGGUUGAUUACAGGGGGAAAUCUAGAAGAAAAGAAAUUGAACUGUUUGGAUUUUGGCAGGAAGUGAACACAGUUAUCUCAGAUUCUGAGUUGAUGACAGGUAUCCACUACUCCUGUGCAAUACCAGGAUUGAUACAGUAUCUUCAGAGUAUCACCCAGCUUGUAAUAGCAAAGCUCUCAGUAUCUGUUGACCCUGACAUCUCAAGCAGCAGUUCACCUGUCACAGAAAAGAGGAUGAAUCCUUCUUUGCUGGUUAUCCAUUUGCUUCAGUCUGACUUUCAUGAAGUGCGUCUGCUGAUGUUAGAAACUCUGCUUCUCUGGUGGAAGCAGGUAAAUUCGAAGCAGGUUACAGGCGAGAAGAGAUGCCCAUUCAGCUCGCUUUCGGAUUUGGAGGAGACGCUCCUCAAAAUGACUAUGAUGGAAAGUCACCCACAAUGUUUUUGCAAGUUACUGGAGAUUCUGUAUUACAUGGAUCUUGAAAAUGUGCUUCCAAGAACAGAAGACUCUAUGAAAAUGAAUCCAAAAGAGCUCUUAAACUGGACUACAAACAUUGCGGAUACCUCCACCAACAUUGAAAUUCAAAGCAUAGCUCUCAAAUUUGCUUCAAAAUUGGUCAUCCAUCUUGUAGAGAAUUGCCAAGAGGUUUUGGCAUUAGAGCUGAAACACUGGGUGCAACUAAUAGCUUGUUCUUGUGGAGAUGAACAACAGACGGAUAUGCUAUUGGCAGCUGCUGAAAUACUUCAAAAUAUUACACCCCUCUUCCUGACCAAUGAAAAACUCAUCCUUGGUCUUUCCGAUACGCUGACCAUGUGGAAAUGCGUGGUUCUCCUGUUGCAGAGUGAAGAGCUGAUAGUAAGGAAUGCAGCUGCUGAAGUUAUACGGGUGGCCCAGUCUCAAGAAACUAUCUGUAAAAAAAGAGAUCCCAUGUUUUAUGUAGUAAAUGCAUCAAUGGCUUUGGAUUUAGCAUUUGGAAUAAUCUGUGAGCUGCUUCAGCUGUGGAAUGAAACCAGGGCUGGCAUACCAGUCUUAUUGGAGUGGCUACUAGGAGAGGAUGACCUAAACAAAAAUUCGGAGGCUGCAACACUGGUAGAAGACGACUACCUGUUUGAUAAAGGAGAAAUUAAUUUUUGGGUGGAGAAGCUGACUAGCGUCAGACAACUCAGCAAACAUCUCUUAUUGCUCAUAUCAGAGACUCAUGUCAAUUCACCAGAUCAAGAACUCCAGCGACUGGCAAGACUAGCAUCAGAACAAGCCCGGCUUGUUACUCGGCUUCUUAAAAAGUUGCCUCCAACUCCAGAAUUUUCCAAAACAGUGGAAUUCACGAGAUUAACCAUUCAGAAGGAAAGACUAUCCGUCUCCUUUGAGAUAUUAAACUUGCUUCAACUCCAAGGUGUUGCUUGCAACAAAGAUAAUGACCAAGAAAAAUGAAUUAACGACAGUUUAUCCCAGUGCUGUUUGCACAGUUUUUACUACUUUGUAAACAAAGAAUUCUUUCAAGGUUGGGGAGGAGGGGGUACGUUUGUUUUAUGACAGUAAUAAAUCUUGUGAGGAACUUUUUAAUAGUACGUGCUAAAACACAUUUUUCAUCUGAGUCCAUUGAAUCUUUGUCACAUUUUAUUAAAAUGCAUUUAUUAAUUUAAUUCAGAACAGCAUGGUUUAUUGCAGCUACUGUAGGAAGCAGAGCAGCUACACUUAAUAUUUUCCAUUCAACCAGGUGCAGGCCACCUGCAGAUCUGCUGUAUUUUACCCCACAAUCUAUUCCUUCUGUAUACUUGACUUUGUUUUUCCUUGUCAACAUGUAGCAUAGCUUAGCAUGUUCAAAAAUUAACCUACCUUUUUUUAAUUUUUGAAAAAGUUUUCCUUAAAAAAAAAAAUACUGGCUGCUUUUGUUUGCCUGUACAAGCUUUUAAUCAGGAUUUUUAUCUUUAUUCCAAUUUUAACCGUAGGCAGCCACAGUACCAGGUUGUGUUGCUCUUAAGUGUUUUCUUGUUUUGUGGCUAAAAAAGGCAUCAUUUAGACAUUUAAGUGCCUAACUGUUCCUGUAAUAUGCUGUCAUGGGUGACUGAGGAACUUUCCAGAAUGAAGAGCAAAAACAAGGAGUUCAUCUCAUCUAGCACCUGAGGAUGUCAUGUGUACUCACUCACUCUGUAGCCCACUCCACAAGUAGUGUUAUAAAAUGAAGAAUAGGGAUAGCAGGCCCAUGCAAACUAGGGUAAAUCUGAUAGCAAUCUCCUGAUGAUGUGCGGUGUAAUGUUAUGGUGACAUUAUUAUUGAUCUUUGGAGACUUCUUGCGAACCUCUGUAACAACAUGUGCUGUCUCUGACAAAAGAUCUCAAGCUCUUUUAUUUUUUGAACAAUUUCAUUUUUAGAAAUAAACACAGUUCAAUUUGUAUUUGAUGCAUUUGUCUUUCCUUGCUAUUGUAUAUAGAUAACAGCGUAUUAAAAUAAACAUGCAAGUGAAAAGAUGCAAUGCAUCCCUUAAGCAAGGUUAUGACUUUACAUAUUACCAGGUCAUAGCAUCCUACUGCCAAAGCAAAAGCUUAAGUUACUCGAGGGAUGUAUUUGGUAGCCAUGUUGGUCUGAGACAAAAAGAAAUGCAAAACUCUAGAACUCCUGGUUCAAAGAUGAUGCCUUUUAUCAUCUCUCUAUUACUAUUACCCUGUUACUCUAUUACAUGAGGCUAAUGUCAAAGUAUUGGAGCAAGAGUCGCGGGUUUAUCAUCAGAUAAUGACUGUUUGCACUUUCAUCCUGCCAGUGUAUUAAUGCAUGCUAUUUGUAAAUCUUACUGAAAAGCAAUCACUUAUCAUAUACUGUAUCAGAAAUCAGUGAAUGAACCACAAGAUUUUCAGAAAGGAAAAAGUAAUACCGGUCGCAACCCAGUAGGUGGCACUAUAACACAGCUUUCUAUCAUUACACUAGGCAAGUGUGCCGUUUCACAUUACUUUUCUCUUUAAUGCAUAGCUUAAUCUUCAUGUAAGCCUAAGGGCCAAUUCAAUUAGUGUAAGAUGAAUUGCUCUAGCUUGUGUUAGCUGUAUCCUUAUUAAUUUUUCAUUUUAAAUAAGAAUCAAAAUUACACUUUGAUUUUUAUCUGCUGUAAAACAAGUUGCUAAACUGAACUGCGGUAUUAGAUUAAGUCACAAUUAAACAUGCUUUUAUUUAUGAGCUAAAUAUGAAAAAGAAUAGUUUAACAUAAAUGCUUGCUAUUGCAUAUAUUUUAAGCCAAAAAUGGAGCUUUCAAAGUAGAAUAUUCUGUUCUAUUUUGCAGGCUUUUAUCAGAAACAUUUUCUUCACAUUGUGGUUUCAUGAUUCAACAUGUCUCACUCAUGCAAGUAAUCCUCAGUAGUAAAAGGACAUAAGUUUUCAAUGGCACAAAGAAAACUGCGUCUAAAAUGAAAAAAUAAUUCACAGAUAAUUUUACUCUUUGCUAAAAAACAAAUCAGGAUUCAAAUAGUUAUAAAAAUCAUUAGGAUUCAUGAAAGGGUUUCUUUUUGCUCUUUGGGAAAACAGCACUUUUUUAUUCAAAGCUGUUUCAAAGUAUUUCAAGCAUUCAAGAACUGUAAAGCUAGCUGCUGUCACAUUACUGCACCUUUCCACCUUCUCAGACACCUCAGAUAGCUACUGAUUUUUGUCGCUGGGUAAUGAAAUAUUGGAAACACAUCCCCUUGAGUUCAAAAUGUAUGUAAACUUCUCUGGGCCUUAGUAGUGUGAGCGGUGUAAAAACGAGUAUGACACACUUGAAAGUCAUCACCAAGAAAGUGGUUUUACUCAGUUCAGGGAAAAGGAACAGGUUCAGUACUGACACCCUGGCAUGCAAGGGUGCAACAGGUCCCUCCCAACAUUUCUCUCAAAACUGACUUGUGAAGCUUUAUGGGCAUAGCCUACGAAAUAACUUGGAAAUGCAAUCUUUCUCAUGGUUUCUCACAGAGCCUGACUAUAAACGCUGCAGUAUCCCACAGGAUUAGAGAGCAAAUAACUUCAUCUCCCCUUGCGCGCAGUUCAGAUCAAGCUGCCAGUGCCUGGAGUUACUGUAUAACUACUCAACCCGAAACCUUUAAACCUUAAACAGCCCUGGUGGGAGUGUUGCAGGCAGCAGCUUAUCUAUCUGCCCUACGUGUCAUCUGCCUGGCUUCAGUAGCCUGGUGGUUGCUGCGAGCCUGCUCGCACCUCCCUCCUGCCCCGAGUAUCUUGGCCCUUUCCUUAGACUGGGAACCAGGGGGCAGGCUCUGCGGCCCGGGCGGUGUUUUACAAUCUUAAAAGGAGGUUUCGCUUUUUGAAUCGGGGGAUGGGCCUACGAAGCCUGCCUGCUUGCGGAGCCAAGCGGCGGCGGGAGAGGCUCGGAGUGGGCACAGGCGAGGUUAAUCACGCUGGCGGCUCGCUCCCAGCGGAGGCGCUGUGACCGCACCAGGCGCUCGGCUCUCCGGGGCAGCAGCCCGAAGCCGAGGGGCCGGGCGAGGCGCUGCCCUGGCCCUGCCCUUGGCGCGGCGGCGGGGAGGA